AUGUUCUUCCGACCUUCACUCCUCGUCUCUGUCGCUGCCCUUCUGGUUUCGGUCGUCGCCUCACCCUUGCACCCAAGGCAGUCAUCGAACACGAAUCCAGCCAUCUACCAGGCCAUCUCUGUUCUGUCCCGACAGAUUCAUGUUAAUAUCCCGGAGCUAAAUACGCUACAAGCUUCGGGGGGUGCCACUGAUCUGACAGUUAGAAACGAACUCAAUGAACUCACCGACGCUUUCACCCUCGCGGCAGCCACCAUUACGAACACGGCUGUCAGUAGCGGCGACACGACGAAUUUCCCGACGAACGACGACAUCAGUAUCACAUACGCCGUAGCCCUUCAACUGGUUGCUAGCACUGCUGCUGGAUUGAAACAAGUCAAUUCAUUAACGACGUAUACCACGAUGAUGUCCGACCUUGACCCAGCUAUUGCUGCUUUGCACGUUGCUUUGAAUCGGACGCUUCCCAAUUCGAUUAACCUCGUCCGUGUAAUGAUGCUCGAUGCCCAGCAAUUCUUGACACAAGCAGGACUUACGCAGUCUCGUGCUUCUCUCGGAUUUGCAUGA
Messenger RNA from Pleurotus ostreatus (oyster mushroom), 561 nucleotides. RefSeq lists its product as uncharacterized. Lineage: Eukaryota; Fungi; Basidiomycota; Agaricomycetes; Agaricales; Pleurotaceae. The transcript has 4 exons. Bases 1 to 561 code for a protein of 186 amino acids. The record is from RefSeq and is a predicted model, not a curated record.